Peromyscus maniculatus bairdii (prairie deer mouse) is the source of this 1284-nucleotide messenger RNA. The record is from RefSeq and is a predicted model, not a curated record. NCBI's taxonomy places the organism in Eukaryota, Metazoa, Chordata, Mammalia, Rodentia, Cricetidae.
CUCUGCGCGCAGCAUGGCGCUCCCCCGGGCCCUCGCCUUCGGGCUCCUGCUCGCGGUGGUCGCGGCGACGCUGGCCGCGGCUCAGCAAGGCUGUGUCUGUGAAAGCUACAAGCUGGCAACGAGCUGUUUUUUGAAUGAAAAAGGUGAAUGCCAGUGUACGUCCUAUGGUUCACCGAAUACUGUCGUGUGCUCCAAACUGGCAUCCAAAUGUCUGGUGAUGAAGGCGGAGAUGUCUCACAGUAAGUCUGGGAGGAGGCAGAAACCUGAUGGCGCCAUCCAGGACAAUGAUGGGCUAUACGAUCCUGAGUGCGACGAGCAAGGGCUCUUUAAAGCCAAGCAGUGCAACGGAACCGCCACGUGCUGGUGCGUGAACAGCGCGGGCGUGCGGAGAACCGACAAGGAUACAGAAAUAACCUGCUCCGAGCGAGUGAGGACCUACUGGAUCGCCAUCCAACUGAAACACAAAGAAAGAGAAAGCCCCUACAACCUUCAGAGUUUGAGGACUGCACUUCAGGACACAUUCACAUCUCGAUACAAACUGAAUCCAGCAUUUAUCAAAAAUGUUCUGGGACUGAACCCAGUAUGUACCCAGGUGAAAGGGGAAUCCUUGUUCCCUUCUUCGAAAAUGGACCUGAUGGUAAAUGGAGAACAGCUUGAGCUGGAGCCUGGGCAGACCAUCGUUUACUAUGUUGAUGAAAAACCACCUGAGUUCUCCAUGCAGGGUCUCACAGCCGGCAUCAUUGCCGUCAUUGUGGUGGUGGCAUUGGCAAUCAUCGCAGGGGUAGUAGUGCUGGUUAUUUCUACAAGGAAGAAAUCAACAAAAUAUGAGAAGGCGGAGAUAAAGGAGAUGGGUGAGAUACAUAGAGAACUCAACGCCUAACUGCUCUGCUUUGAGAAUGGAACCACCAAAGGGGAAUUGGCGAAAGACCUCAGAUGGCAAAUGUAUAAACAUGGGACAAGACCUCUAAAGGAUUUCUGUUUUGUUAGUUAUCAUCACAUAUUUGUAAUAAUGAAAUUUGUACUUAUAAAUACAAGCAGCUUGUCAUUGGCAUUACCAAUCUUAAAAUUAGACAAAUGUCUUAUGUGCAGGUGUGGUGUGGAACUCAGAACUUAGCCUGCAUAGUUAAAAUAAUUUAUGCUUAGUAUUGAAGAGUGUGCGUCACAAACAUUCCUCGGUAGAAUGCGAUGACUAGUGUCGUUUUCUGAUUAAAGCUGAGUUUCUAUGUGCCUGAGUCUUGUACAUAAUAAACUUUUUUUAAUGAAAUAAAACAUUUUUUAAACCGA